AUGCGUAGCGAACGAGCAGGAGCAAAAGCAAAUCCAUUGGAGUUGCAGUCUUUGGAAAUUGAGAAUCAAGAGUCGAAACUAGGCGGGAGUAAUGCGAAAGACGUAUAUAUUGAAAACCAUAGUCCUACCGUAGCGAUGAUCAUGAGACUCCCCAUGAUUUUCAUUGAUUUCGAUCAUUGUACAGCUCAUUUCGAACUUUGA
This is a messenger RNA of Sclerotinia sclerotiorum 1980 UF-70, 201 nucleotides long. RefSeq lists its product with no specific name. The record is from RefSeq and is a predicted model, not a curated record. The transcript is spliced from 3 exons. The coding region runs from base 1 to 201 and encodes 66 amino acids. NCBI's taxonomy places the organism in Eukaryota, Fungi, Ascomycota, Leotiomycetes, Helotiales, Sclerotiniaceae.